GGAGUUCCCAGCGGGCUGGCCGCCUCCCCGCCCUCCCUCGGCGGCGUGAGUGAGCGUGUUUGGGAGGGAAGGAGGGGGUGGAAGCCGGGCCGGGGCGGCCAGCAGGCAAUUUGCAUGAGAGACAGACUGGGAAUGAGCUGGAGUGGGCGCCUCUCCGCGCACACAGAGCGGGGCAGGAGGGGGAGGAGGGAGCUGCCGCCGCCGCCGGGGAGAGGCGGCGAACUCCGGGCAAAGUUUGGUACCGCGGGCCCGAGGCGCUGAGGCAGCGGCGGGGCGGGCGAACGGAGCGGAGCCAGGCCAGGCCAAACCAGGCCAGCGGGGCCGGGCUUUGUGCUGCCCGCGGCGCGGCGGGGCCUGCGCGGAGCGGAGCGAAGCGGCGCGGAGCGGAGCCGCGGGCGGCGAGAGCGGAGCCAGCAGCAGGGCGCUGCCGGCCCUGCCGGGCGAGCCAGCAUGUCCUCCAUCCUGCCUUUCACUCCUCCCAUCGUCAAGCGGCUCCUGGGCUGGAAGAAAGGGGAGCAGAACGGGCAGGAGGAGAAAUGGUGCGAGAAAGCGGUGAAGAGCCUGGUGAAGAAGCUGAAGAAGACGGGGCAGCUGGACGAGCUGGAGAAAGCGAUCACCACGCAGAACAUCAACACCAAGUGCAUCACCAUCCCCAGAUCAUUAGAUGGCCGACUCCAAGUGUCCCACCGGAAGGGUCUUCCCCAUGUGAUCUACUGCCGGCUGUGGCGGUGGCCAGACCUUCAUAGCCACCAUGAGCUGCGUGCCAUGGAGAUGUGCGAGUAUGCCUUCAACAUGAAGAAGGAUGAAGUCUGUGUGAAUCCUUAUCAUUACCAAAGAGUGGAGACCCCAGUGUUACCUCCAGUGCUGGUGCCUCGGCACACAGAGAUCCCAGCUGAGUUCCCACCAUUAGAUGAUUACAGCCAUUCUAUUCCAGAGAACACUAACUUCCCAGCAGGUAUCGAGCCACAGAGCAACUACAUUCCAGAGACACCUCCUCCAGGCUAUUUAAGUGAGGAUGGAGAGACUAGUGACCACCAGAUGAACCCCAGCAUGGAUGCAGGUUCUCCAAACUUAUCACCAAACCCAAUGUCUCCAGCACACAAUAAUCUGGAUCUGCAGCCCGUCACCUACUGUGAGCCUGCGUUCUGGUGCUCGAUAUCCUACUAUGAACUCAACCAGCGAGUGGGAGAGACUUUCCACGCCUCUCAGCCCUCCAUGACCGUGGAUGGUUUCACUGACCCAUCCAACUCCGAGCGCUUCUGCCUUGGCUUGCUGUCCAACGUGAACAGAAACGCGGCGGUGGAGCUCACCAGACGGCACAUCGGAAGAGGAGUAAGACUCUACUACAUUGGCGGCGAGGUGUUUGCGGAGUGCCUUAGCGACAGCGCCAUUUUUGUCCAGUCUCCCAACUGCAACCAGCGCUACGGCUGGCACCCGGCGACGGUCUGCAAGAUCCCACCAGGAUGCAACUUGAAGAUUUUUAACAACCAGGAGUUUGCUGCUCUCUUGGCUCAGUCUGUCAACCAGGGCUUCGAAGCUGUCUACCAGCUGACCAGAAUGUGCACCAUCCGCAUGAGCUUCGUCAAGGGAUGGGGAGCAGAAUACAGGCGGCAGACUGUGACCAGUACUCCCUGCUGGAUUGAACUGCAUCUUAAUGGUCCUCUGCAGUGGCUGGACAAGGUCCUGACACAGAUGGGCUCCCCCAGUAUUCGUUGUUCCAGCGUCUCCUAAGGAAACAUCUCCUGGGGGGCAGGUGAGGGAGGGUGGGAAUAAAGACUGGGAAACAGAAUUGACUUAACCCUUAGCAAAAUGCAUAGUAAACAAAUUCCCAGUUAUUGAGGUGAUGAGGGAAAAAAAAUCUGCUAAACAAAAGAGGAAAAAGAGAAGAAAGUGGAUUUUCCUGGGUUUGGUUUGGGUUUUUUUAACUGAAUCCCCUUGUAAGCCACUUCCACUGAAACUGUUAGCACUUUGGUUACUCUGCUAUGGGCCACUGCAGUUAAGAGUUUGAAGCUGAUGUUUAUCAUGGUAAGAAACUGGACUUGGUUUCAGCUCAGAGAUGCCAGUGCUCAGCCUCCAGCCGUGUCCCGCCACCAUGAGCAUGGCUCAGAGGACACUUUCCAGCUGACUCAUGCAGAUCCAGGCUCUUUUCCUGCAUCAUCUCUGAAAAGCCAGGUUCUGUGGGACGUUGAGAUGGCUCUUGUGCAUUCCUGUCACCAUCCACCUGAUCCACAGGGGAAGAGGAAGUAUUGAAAUCACAGACAAGAACUGAUUCCCCCAGUAGUGUAUCCUAAAAGGAAUGAAUUUCCCCUGCUGGGCUGCUGACAUGGAGGCAGGGUCUUGCUUCAUGGCUGGGGGACACAGCUGAUACCCUGGUGGUCCCAGACUGGAUUGAUUGGAAGCAAAAGGCCAGAAGGCUCCUCCUGAUGUUGCUGCAGCAACUGUUGACUUGAGCUGCUCCCAGACAGACGUUUGUCCUGCAGGGAGCUGUGGCUGGACACGUUACACCUCCGUGAGCCUGUGGUCUCUUUGCAUUAACCACAGAGAGCUUGGAUUCCAUUUUCUCAGCACAUUGAACAGUUUCUGCCACUCCUGACAUCCUAGGGGUGUAGUGAAUUCGUGUCCUCCUCUGCUCUAGUGGUGGAAGUGAACAGCCCCUCGCUGCCAUUUCACAAGACGCCCUUUAACAGGUCAUCCCACGCUGUCAGAUGUGGCUGCACAUGAACCAGGACAUCUCAGACACAAACCCCUUCUGUUUGAAACUUACUCCAGCUGAUUGAAAUGCUCUGAGAUGUGGUUUUGCCUGGAGAAACUGGGAGAGUGUGUAUUUCCUUGUAUUAUAAAACCUUCCUUUUAAACAUACAUGCUCCAGACUGUUUCAUAUAUAUAUAUAUAUUUUAUUUCUCUGCAGCAACUUUCAUAGCAAACAACUGCCACAACUGGAAAAAGCAAGCAACCAACCCAACCCUUAGCACUUGUUUUUAUGGUUCAGAGUUGCCAAAUAUGUCUCAGAAACUUUGUGAGUGCUCUGCAGUUAUCUGUGUCUUUAUACCUGCAUUGAAUGUCACACGUUUGUGCCAAAACAUUAGGAUAGGGAGGGGAGAAAGUGAGAAUCAGUUUCCUAUGGAAAUCUUUUGUUUUCUUUCCUUUGUUUCAUAUACAAAACAGAGUAGAUGGACUUCGAGUGGCUUGUGUUAAGGCUUUAGUCCUGCAGGUGUGAACAGGAGUGGCCCUGCUGAGCUCAGCGCCAGGGUGAGGUUUGCCACUUCAGAGCACCUUGGUUCCGUCGCAGGGUGCUGACUUGUGACAGCACUUCAGGCAGUUCCCAGGAGUCGCCAUGGACCUGCCCAGCUGCAGAGAGAGGCUGUUCCAUGUGCUGGUUCCUUUCAGACUCUGUUUAUCAAUGCUACCACCUGGUUUGCACCACCUGUUUUACACCUGAGGCAUCAAGAAGACAGGGCGCAGGAAUGGAGGAUCGCAGAGACUUGCUGCUGGCCUUUGUUAGAGCAGGCAAACAAAGGGCUGCUUCAGGGAGUUCUCUUCCACAAACGAGAAAGGACAUUCUGUGCAUGAAGGAAGGCUUUCAGUGGUGGAUGUGCUCCUGGAUGAUGCAGGCACCUGGGAAUAUCCCCUCCCAGAAUUUGGACUGGAGCUCUUGCUGUGCAGCACGCCUCAUAUCCUAGUGCUGGAGGGUUCCUGGGAUUUUUAGUGGGUUUUAGAGUUUGGUCAGAUCUCUGCCUGCACAGAUGCAAUGACAGCAGCUGUACAAAGCAGCAUUUUGUAGCCAGUUCAAGAGCAGGGCUUCUGUUGUGGGUUGAUUUGGCAGGAACUUUCAGGUACAGGUUCCUAACAGCUGCGAACAGCUUUCUCCUGACCUUUGUGGAAGUGUUUGCCUCGCUGCUUUGGUGAGGGGGGGGGGGGAAAUGGCCCCAGGUUCCCCCCCCCCUCAGGUGUCUUUUAAGUCGUAAUUGAUUCUUUUAAUGAACAAGUGGGUUUGGUUGUCCACCUAAUCAUGGAGGAAGGAAAUUUGACUCUGCUGCCUUGUGCCUUAGUAAAUGACAUCUUCAGUCCCAGUGCCAGGGUGCCGAUUCUGCAUGAUGCUGUUUGCGUGGAAUCAGGAAUAAACCUCAGCUUUACUAGGAAGUUUGCAACUAGAAUCACCUUCUUGGCCAAGCUAAGAGUUGGGCCUGGAUUUCUAUUAGGAACCAGAUGGGUAUCUUCUGCUUGGUGCAGGGUAAUUAAUUGCUACCUGGGUGCCUUUUGAAAAGCAGGAUUCAGAUGAUGCAUAAAAACUUCAGUUCAUCUCCCCUCAUCAUCCCUUAAGUAAAAUAGUUCAGAUGGAAAAUAUGAGCAGUGCAGUUAGAUAAAACUGAGGAGAUUAUCUCCACUAAAGUAUUAAUUUCCUCUGCUGCCCUUUGUUUGCCUUCUCACUAAUUCAUAGAAGCUUUGUGGUUUCUCAAGUUACCUGAUAGAGCCAGAUGGGAAAUCCUGAACCUUGCAGCAAAUGACAAGAUAAAGGCUGGGGAAGGGCUGUGAUCCCAGGGAGGUGGUGGCUGACUUUCCUUUCCUGCUGCACAACUGCAGUGGCUGUGCAGAUGGAAGCUCAUUUCCUGUCAGCUCUGAAACCUGCCAGGUCACACCACUGGUGUGGACACUAAGGAAAGGGACAAGGUGGCCUGAAGCUGGAGGUGGCUGUAAGCAGGGAUGGCCCCAGAGCUGCAGCUGCCUGCUGCUGGGGUUGAGUUUUGCCUGGAAGUUUCUGAAGUAGCUUUGAUAUGUAGCACAGCUGUAUGCAGUCAGCCUAGCUUAGGUUACACACCCAUCCUGGAAAAUCUUCUCCUGGAAGGGAAGUCUUGGCUACUUUUCCCAGGAUUCCAGACCUUUCUGUUACUAGAAGGGAGUCACCGGCAGGAACUUUGCCUCUUUUUAACUAGUGUAGCCAUACACAAAGGCCUGGCUGCUGGCAGAUGAUACUGAUGGCCUUGUGAGUUGAAAUGACUGUGGUGAUUUUGUUAGUUUGGGUUUUUCAUUAUUAUUCUUAAUGUACUGAACUGAAUUGCAGUUUGUAUUCCAUGUUAAGCUUGUCUUAGGAGUAACCCAGUGCUGUCCAUCUGAUUGAAUUGCCAGGAACCGGCGUGUGUCUGUGUGCAAAAGAUGGAGACAUUUAAUCCCCCAAAGCCCUGGCUCCCCAUGUAGCCCACAGUGGGGCUGAGGGUAACCUUUGAGUAAAAUGAAUUUGCUGUGCCCUGAAGGAUCAGCAGAGUCUCUGACUUCUGCAGAGGGCUCCUUUGCAGGGUGAAGAACAUUCGGGACUCCAUCUCAAGCACUGGCAACCAUCCCAUGUGCUGCCUGCUAACCGGAAAGGCACAAGGAGCAGGAGGAAUAAAGCUCAGUGAAGGACUUCAGCCCUAUCACACAACAUCUGAGAGCUGUCAGAGUUCUCUACUGGAUAGGUGAGAGGAAUGGAAUUUGGUGACAGAUAAGCUGGAAUGGGGAGUACUUGGUCACUGUGUCGUAGCUGACGGAGAGGCAUGGUUACAGUUGCAGCGUAGGGCUUUAUCUUGUCCAUGCUUUUGUGUUUAUGUCUUUCUUGAAUAUUUGGGUAAAUCAGAAAUUGAAUCUUUAGCAGAAAGGGCAGUUAAGGACUCAGAGGGUUAAAGCUUUCCAAUGUUCCUUUCUGAUGAUUGCAAGAAACGAGGCAGUUACUGAUGUGAGAGCAAGAGACUCGCCUCAGAACUGAGCAGCAAAGCCUGGCCAGUGAAAUAGACCAAGGACUUCUCCAGCAGGAGCCUUCAUCCACGUUGCUGUUUCAUCCUUCAGCAACAAGCCAGGUUCCCACAUGGGCCCUCAAAUUGUGCUCUUCAGAUUCCUGAGGCUUGAGAGAGAGAAGACAUCAGCAACCUUUGGGUUCAUCUCAAUGUUUCCUCCAGUCUGUGGGUACUAAGAGGAGGCUUCUGCACCAGUCUCUGUGCUGCUGAGGUGCACCCAACUCACUCUCCUGAGGUGGCAUCCCACUUCCUUCACUCCAGACUGAGCUGUCCCCUGCAGUAUCUAUGAGCAUGUUUGAGUAGUGUUUAGAUGUUCUUAACCCCAGCCUGUACGUUAGCGGCUGGUGAUGUCGCGCCCUGCUUUAGCCCCUCCAGCAUUACUCACUACUUUGUUACUAAAGGCCUGUACUCUGUAUGCCCUCCUAUUUCAUAUGUGAAACUGUAAGUUCUAUUUUGGACGUUUUAAUAAACUUGGAUUUGAAAA
Messenger RNA from Pogoniulus pusillus (Red-fronted tinkerbird), 6249 nucleotides. RefSeq names its product SMAD family member 3 (gene SMAD3). Lineage: Eukaryota; Metazoa; Chordata; Aves; Piciformes; Lybiidae. Bases 451 to 1731 code for a protein of 426 amino acids. Gene Ontology annotation, molecular function: DNA-binding transcription factor activity, RNA polymerase II-specific; RNA polymerase II cis-regulatory region sequence-specific DNA binding; I-SMAD binding. Gene Ontology annotation, biological process: activin receptor signaling pathway; anatomical structure morphogenesis; transforming growth factor beta receptor signaling pathway. The record is from RefSeq and is a predicted model, not a curated record. The transcript has 9 exons. Gene Ontology annotation, cellular component: heteromeric SMAD protein complex.